Molecule: messenger RNA, 1863 nt
Organism: Fonsecaea multimorphosa CBS 102226
Lineage: Eukaryota; Fungi; Ascomycota; Eurotiomycetes; Chaetothyriales; Herpotrichiellaceae
Exons: 3
Coding region: 1-1863 (620 amino acids)
Biological process (GO): intracellular protein transport; retrograde transport, endosome to Golgi
Cellular component (GO): endosome; retromer, tubulation complex; retromer complex
Molecular function (GO): phosphatidylinositol-3-phosphate binding
Source: RefSeq, a predicted model, not a curated record
AUGGACUACUCUGCUGCUGCCAGCGAGGCCGAUGCUCUUCACGGCGCCUCUCCUUGGGGUUCGUCAUCUCCCCGUGCCCCCAGAGGCUUUGCCCAAGCUGCGCCGGAUUCUCCAGAGUCACCGCAGCCAAUUCGAGGGCAUUCCUACAAUCAAUCCCAAGACAGCAUUCCUGAGAGCCCUUACCUACCUCCACCUAAUCAGUCCAGUGUGCCUGCUUCCAGAGAGGCUGGGAUUACGGGAGAGCCUGGCGCUCCCGUACAGAAUCAACAUCCAGAAGAGGUCUCUGCGCAAGCACAGGCAGCUGCAGGACAUGCACAGGAUGUCCAAGCAACCGCGGCUGCGCAACAAUAUACUGGUCAACCGCAACAACGACCGGGUGCUGCAAGAUACCAUAGUGCAAGGCAGAACAGGCCGGUGCCGCAAUAUAAGCUGCAAGCCAAGGUAACUGCGCUGGAGCGAACGGGGCGCAAGGAUCCCGUUAUCAGGUUUGACGUUUAUACGAAUCUUCCCAAGUUCCGGACUACUCAAUUCCGGGACGUCCGUCGAACGCACUCUGAAUUCGUCAAACUCGCCGACCAUCUCAUAUCUUCGAAUCCAGAGGCGCUUGUCCCGGCAGUGCCCCCGGCUCAAACUUCUGCUGGUGUGGGCACCGACGAGGAUGAAGCUCGAGUCAAGGCGGCAAUUCAAAGAUGGUUGAAUGCUGUUUGUGGCAAUGAUGUACUGAUGCGCGAUGAGGAGAUGGUGUUUUUCGUGGAGAGUGAUUUUGGGUACUCUCCCGUGGUGAGAAUGAAGCAACCGGCGACGGGGGUAAGACGGAAAGUCUUGAAACAAUUCGCACCACCGCCUGACGAUACGCCUGAGCUGCACGAGGCAAGGCCUAUCGUCAAGGCAUUCUACUUGAGUUCUUUGGACACAAGCCAAAGACUCGAGAAGGUCGUCAAGGCAAGACGAGCACUCGGCCUUGCAGAAUCCUCUCUUGGAGAAAAACUUGCCCAAAUGAAUGUCCAGGAGACCCACCCUGGUCUAGCAACCGCAUACCGCAAACUCGGGCGCAUCAUUCAAACGUGCGGCGAUUACCACGCCGCGCAAGGAACCGCCGAAGCCACGACGUUAGGGGACGCGCUCGCAUACCACUCCUCCGACGCCUUCAUCGUCAAAGAAACUUUGACAAAUCGACACAUCCUCCUCCGGGAACUGCUCCAGACCGAGGCAUCCCGCCGGAGCAAGGAAAAUGCGGUUCAACGCCUGAAAAGCUCGUCCAGCGUGCGCAGAGACAAAGUCGACGAAGCAAUCUCCGCGCUCGACGAGGCCAUCUCGCAAGAAAACUACCUCCGCUCAAAAACCCAACGCGUGACGGCAAACCUCCUGCUGGAGAAACGACGCUGGUUCAAUCGCACGUCCACGGAAUUCAUGCUCUCCCUUCGCGAAUAUGUCCUGCGUCAAAUCGAAGCCGAGCGCCGCACGCUCGCGACUCUCGAAAGCGUCAGGCCGGAUAUCCGGGCGAUUGACGCCUCGGGUGGUUUGAGUAGAUUGGGAAGGGAGAAUCAUCCCACCGUAAGAAGGAUUAGCAUGGCCAGCAGCCAGGGCGCCAAAGGUGACGCUUGGUCCGGUGUCCCGCGAAGCAGGGACGCUCUUUCCAGAAGCAUGUCUGGAAGUUUUGGGCCCGGAGCGCUGGGUGUUCCGCUCCCAGGAGAAGAGAGUGAGAACAGCGGGACGAACGGUGCAGGGGUGGGGGUGGCGCAGGGGGGAGGACGGCCGAGGAGCGCGACUGGGGCCAGUUUGGAGAGGGUCAAGGAAGACGAAGAUGAGGAUCGCGUCGACGCAAGAAACGCAGCUAGUCGGUUGGCGCAGAGCACGUUCUGA